Oreochromis aureus is the source of this 3970-nucleotide messenger RNA. It is a transcript of the gene atp8b3, whose product is annotated as ATPase phospholipid transporting 8B3. Bases 358 to 3738 code for a protein of 1126 amino acids. NCBI's taxonomy places the organism in Eukaryota, Metazoa, Chordata, Actinopteri, Cichliformes, Cichlidae. The transcript has 30 exons. Gene Ontology annotation, molecular function: ATP hydrolysis activity; magnesium ion binding; ATP binding. Gene Ontology annotation, cellular component: plasma membrane. The record is from RefSeq and is a predicted model, not a curated record. Gene Ontology annotation, biological process: Golgi organization; phospholipid translocation.
GAAUGGUUGUGAAAACACUCGUGUUAAUGUCUGGUUGUGGUCUGUGGAGCAUCAGCAUUAAUGACUAAGCUAAACACCUGUUUGUAAUGUUUUGUACACAGGCUCGUGGACUGUGGCAGCAGACAACGGAGAGUUAAUGCAGCUGGUUGGAUCCGAACAUUCUCGCGCCUCUUUCACCAGGACUGCUCGUUAGCUUCCAGAUUCAGCAGGAAGAUCAGUAAAACUUUGCAGGUUUUAUGCAGCUGGUUGGAUCCGAACAUCCUCGCACCUCUUUCACCAGGACUGCUCGUUAGCUUCCAGAUUCAGCAGGAAGAUCAGCAAGCAGGAGUCUACAAGGGUCCAAGUCUCCACAACAUCAUGAUCAAUGAAAGUGCUGAAUCUGGCUUCACAUGGGAGGUGAGAGCAAACAGCCGCCACUACCACAAACCAAAACAGAAGAAAUCCUUUCUGUGCUUCCGCUGGGGGAGAUCCGCUGACAAUGUGGUGCGCAGCUACAAAUACACCCCCCUGACGUUCCUGCCCCUGACGCUAUUUGAACAGUUCCAGCGAGCAGCCAAUGUCUAUUAUCUCCUCAUCAUGGUGUUGCAGUGUGUCCCUGCCAUCUCAUCAUUACCAUGGUACAUCACCAUCAUCCCGCUGAUCUCCAUCCUCUCACUGAGAGGGCUGAAAGACCUCAGCAACGACAUGGCAAGAAGACGCAGUGACUCUGAGAUUAACUCCAGACCCUGUGACAUUCUCAUUUCCCAAAGUUUUCAAUUGAAGAAGUGGAAAGACGUGUGUGUGGGGGAUGUGCUGCGGAUCCACAAAGAUCAAGUCUUCCCAGCCGAUCUUCUUCUUUUGUGUAGCUCAGAGCCUCACAGUCUGUGUUACGUGGAGACAGCUGAUAUAGAUGGAGAAACCAACCUCAAGUACCGACAGGCGCUCAGCGCUACACACGAUGAGCUGACCUCUAAUCCCUCAGAGGAGGCCCUUAGUGCCUUUGAUGGUGUUGUGCGCUGUGAGGAACCCAACAACCGCUUGUACAGCUUCAGAGGUCAGCUGCAGUGGCUGGGAGAGGGUCUCCUCCUGGACAGUGAGCACAUCCUGCUGAGGGGAACGGUCCUACGCAACACCGCCUUUGCGUACGGCUUGGCCAUCUACACCGGCGCAGACACGAAGAUCCUGAGGAACAGCGGGAAAGUGAAACUGAAGAGGACUCAGAUGGAAAAAGUUUUUAACAAAGUGGUGAUGGGGAUAGUCCUGUGUGUGCUGCUGGCAGCUCUGUUCCUUGCCAUUGGAGGCGGCGUGUUUUCUGCUCAGCUCAUGAGACAGAAUAGCGUUCUGUCUGCUCUGGUGUUUAACGACAAUGCUGUCUACACCGGAUUCCUCGUCUACUGGAGCUACAUCAUCCUUCUCAGCCCAGCCAUGCCUAUAGCCCUUUACAUCUCGUUUGAGCUGGUCCACACGGUCCACAGCCUGUUUAUUGGCUGGGAUUUGGAGAUGUAUUGGCAGCAGGCAGACAAACCGGCUCAGGCCAGGAAUACCUCACUGAACGAGGAGCUCGGCCAAGUGGGAUACCUGCUGAGUGACAAAACUGGAACACUAACCCAGAAUCGCCUGCUCGUCAGACAAUGCUGCAUAGCUGGGGAGAUCUAUGGUGAUGCCUCAGUCAGGGCAGAGGAUGUAGAGCCCAUGGAUUUAAGCUGGAAUCCUUUCUCCCGCGGUGGCCUGUUUAUGUCAGCCCCAGCCCUCGUGGACAGACUUAGAGGGAACCAGUGUCCGCUCAGCAGACAGUUCCUUACAGCGCUGGCUUUAUGCCAUACUGUCAUGGCAGAGUGGAAGGAAAAGACUCCAGUUUACCAGGCUGCGUCCCCAGAUGAGGAAGCACUUGUUGAUGCUGCCAGAGAGCUGGGCUGGGUCUUUCUUUCUAGGGCGAGAGAUUUUAUUGUUGUCUCAGAGCUGGGCGUCACUCGCAGGUAUCAGCUCCUGGCACUGCUGGACUUCACCAGUCAGAGGAGACGCAUGUCUGUAUUGGUGCGGGAGCCAGAAGGUGGAAUAAAGUUGUACUGUAAAGGGGCAGAUAUAGUGAUCCUGGAGAGACUGCAGAAGGACUCUCCACAUCAGGAAAGGACUGAAAGAGCUUUAGAGCUGUUUGCCGAGGCCAGUCUCCGGACACUGUGCGUUGCGGUUCGAUCUGUUCCUGAAGCAUCAUGGGAGCGGUGGAACAAAACUCUGGCUCAGUCUGCCAGCAUGGUCACCUGCGACCGUGACGCGCUGCUGGAAAAAUUAUAUGACGAGAUGGAAAUGGACCUUCAGCUGCUGGGAGUGACAGCAAUUGAGGACCGACUUCAGGAUGGAGUGCCUGAAACCAUUGCUCUACUUCAAGAGGCCGGGAUUAAAGUAUGGGUACUGACUGGAGACAAAAAAGAGACUGCAGUGAAUAUCGGAUAUUCUUGCAAACUACUGGAUCCUGAUAGCAGAAUAGUAGAAUGGGACGAGCUGAGACAGAUACUCCAGUCCCCAGAUCCACGGGUCAGUUUCUUUAAGCCCAGACAGACAGAGCUGUGGGCUGUAGACAAGGAGAUGGCUGUAGCAAAGACUUCCGUGGUCCUCACUGGACCUGAGCUGACAGAGUUUGACCAGAGGCCAGAAUGGGGGGCCGCAUUCAUGAGCCUGGCAGAACAUUGUCAGUCUGUGCUGUGCUGCCGUGUAACACCUGCACAGAAGGCCGAAAUCGUCACGUUGGUGAGGAAACAUACCAGCUCAGUGACCAUGAGCAUUGGUGAUGGUGCCAAUGACGUCAAUAUGAUCAAGACGGCUCAUGUUGGUGUGGGUCUGGCAGGAGUGGAGGGAGGUCAGGCGGUGCAGAACGCAGACUUUGCAUUGGCCCAGUUCAGGUUUCUGCAGCGGUUGCUUCUCGUCCAUGGUCGCUGGUCCUAUCGCCGCAUUUCCCUCUUCUUGCGCUAUUUCAUGUUUAAGACCUGCAGUUUUGCCCUUGUGCAUCUAUGGUUUGGUUUCUUCAAUGGCUUUAGUGCUCAGUCUCUGUAUGAAACAUGGUUCAUCGCUUUAUACACGGUUUUCUACAGUGCAUACCCAAUUCUUUGCCUGGCCUUUUUUGAACAGGAUGUCAGCGCAGAAAAAAGCUUAAAAUUUCCCGAAUUGUACAAGUGUGGACAGACACAUGAGCUCCUGAGCCCUCUCAAGGUGUCCUUGUCACUACUGCAUGCUGUGUAUGCAUCGCUCAUUUUCGUCUUCAUCCCGCUCGGCGUUUUCUACAACACGGCCUUUGACUACCAGACGAUGGCGAUCACGGUUUCCAUGGCAGUUACGUUCACUGCCACAAUUGAGAUUAUUCUGCUGACCAGACACUGGACCAAGUUCAACAUAGCAGCUGUGAUUGUCUCCGUGGCGCUGUUCUUCAUCUGUACCAGGAUCACCCACAACCGCUUCCUUUUUGAGAAAUCACCCAAGGACUAUAUAUUUCUUGGUGCAUCUGAUUACGCCUUCACUGAUCCAGUUGUGUGGCUCACAGCUCUGCUUGUUGCCUGGACAGCUGUUUUGCCCUCAGUGACUGCUCACGCCCUCAGUGUCAUCCUCAACGUUCACGACAAACACAAGGUCCACAGUGUAUCCCAUCAGUCAGUGGAACUGAGGUCUCGUUUCAGAAGAGGGACGCGUCUCCGCCGUUCCUCUUAUGCUGUCUCUCAGGGCGCUGGGUCCGGACGCCACAUCACCUCAGCGACACACAUGAGAAAGUGACUGCAAGUGAUAACCCCGCUGUCUCGAAGGCGAAGAACGACUGACUGUGUGAAACAUACGUAAUGAGUGCUGCAUUAAAAGAUUUUGUAACAGAUAACACGUAUCGUCUGCUCCUGCAGCAAACUUUUCUGUGUCUUUCAGUGUUUUGCGUAUGGUUCUGUGGGCAGUUCUGUUGCACUAUUGUACAGAUACUAUUUUGAAAUAAAGUUAAUGAUAUAAUGUACAAAAUAUA